AGCAAUUAGUCGUGUACGGUACGCGCUUAAGUGAGUAUUAAAAUCUCGAAACAGAAGUUGGUCGUUUGAUCGGACGGCAGGCGCUGUAUUGAGUGUGUUUCUUGGUUUUUGGUUUUUGUAACUGUCGUUAGUUGAUUUUUUUUUUACGGUGUACCCCAACACAUUGGACAAGGCAUUUGACGGUGGCGAUAAAAAUUAAAUUAAAUUGAAAAUCAAAAAAACUAAUAUUUAUUUUGUGUAAAAAUUGAAAGAUAUAAAAAAGUGAGUGAGACAUACAUAUUUUAGAAAUAUUCUUCAAAAUAGAAGAAAAAUACAUAGUGGGAAACUGCAUAACUUCUUGUACAUAUCGUAGACGACGUUGAAAUAAGAUCUUCAUUGGAGGGGGCUUAUAAUUGAGGCAUCCCGAUUAUAUUUAUAUCCUAAGGUGUUAACCUCAAAAUCGACAAACUUAAAAUAGCAACAAUUCUGCUGACUGACUUUUGUAAUUAAAAUCGAAAGCUAUUCGACGCUGAAUAACAUGUCCACCAACUCUUGUGAUUGUUUGGUGGGGGUGCCGACCGGACCGACAUUGGCGGCAACAUGCGGUGGCAGUGCUUUUAUGUUGUUUAUGGGUCUGUUGGAGGUGUUUGUGCGGUCGCAGUGUGAUCUUGAGGAUCCUUGUGGUCGGGCUAGUUCAAGGUUUCGUUCCGAACCCGAUUAUGAAUAUGAUUUUGUUGUGAUUGGUGGCGGCUCAGCCGGCUCUGUGGUUGCCUCACGUCUAUCCGAAGUGGCCCAAUGGAAGGUGCUGUUAAUUGAAGCCGGUGGCGAUGAACCAGUGGGAGCACAAAUACCUUCAAUGUUUUUGAAUUUCAUGGGCAGUGACAUUGAUUGGGGCUAUAAUACUGAACCGGAAACCUCAGCAUGUCUGUCGUCGGAAGGACAACGUUGUUACUGGCCACGUGGUAAAGUCCUGGGUGGUACAUCUGUCAUCAAUGGUAUGAUGUACAUUCGAGGUAAUCGGGAAGAUUAUGACGACUGGGCGGCCUUGGGUAAUCCGGGUUGGAGCUACGAUGAGGUUUUGCCAUUUUUCAAGAAAUCUGAAAAUAAUUUGGAAGUUGAUGAGGUUGGUGCUGAUUUGCACGGUACCGGUGGUCCAAUGCCGGUGGGUAAAUUCCCCUACAAUCCACCGCUAUCAUAUGCCAUUUUAAAGGCUGGUGAAGAGUUGGGUUUCUCCGUCCACGAUUUGAAUGGUUACAAUUCCACCGGUUUCAUGAUUGCCCAAAUGACAUCACGCAACGGCAUACGUUACAGUUCGGCACGUUCCUUUAUUCGUCCGGCUCGUAUGCGCACAAACUUCCACAUUCUAUUGAAUACCACAGCCACCAAAGUUUUGAUCCAUCCUGGCACCAAAACUGUAUUGGGCGUUGAGGUUAGCGAUCAAUUUGGUAGCAUGCGUAAAAUUUUGGUGAAAAAGGAGGUGGUCGUCAGUGGUGGUGCUGUCAAUUCACCACAAAUUCUCCUGUUGAGUGGAGUUGGACCUAAGGAAGAUUUGAAAAAGGUUGGCGUUCGCCCGAUACAUGAUCUACCCGGUGUUGGUAAAAACUUACACAACCAUGUGGCCUAUUUCACGAAUUUCUUCAUUGAUGACGCCGAUACUGCACCACUGAAUUGGGCUACAGCUAUGGAAUAUUUACUUUUCCGUGAUGGCCUCAUGUCGGGUACUGGAGUUUCCGAUGUGACAGCAAAAAUGGCCACACGUUUUGCCGAUAGACCCGGUGUACCAGAUUUACAAUACUAUUUUGGUGGUUAUUUGGCAAGUUGUGCACGUACCGGACAAGUUGGUGAAUUACUUUCGAAUAACUCGAGAAGCAUACAAAUUUUCCCAGCUGUAUUAAAUCCAAAAUCUAGAGGUUACAUUACACUGGCCUCAAAUGAUCCCCUGGCACCGCCACGCAUCUUUGCAAAUUAUUUGACCGAUGAACGUGAUGUCAAGGUCUUGGUGGAAGGCAUUAAAUUUGCCAUUAAAUUGUCACAAACUACCCCAUUGAAACAGUAUGGCAUGCGUUUGGAUCGCACCGUUGCCAAGGGUUGUGAAUCCGAAACCUUUGGAUCGGAUGCAUAUUGGGAAUGUGCCGUCCGGCAAAAUACUGGCCCAGAAAAUCAUCAAGCUGGUUCUUGUAAAAUGGGUCCAGCCAGCGAUCCCAUGGCGGUGGUCGAUCAUGAGUUAAGAGUACAUGGUAUACGCGGUCUCAGAGUUAUUGAUACAAGUAUUAUGCCCAAGGUUACUGCCGGCAAUACACAUGCACCGGCUGUAAUGAUUGCUGAAAAGGGUGCAUACAUGAUUAAGCGUGCAUGGGGUGCCAAAGUUUGACGAUUGGAUGCAACAUGGACGCUGCAUAGAGUAGUUUAAAAAAAAAAUACAAACAAAGUGAAAAAAAAAAAAUAAAAAAAAUUACAAAAUUAUUGCAAAAAAUAUAAAAUAAUGUAAUUAUGUUUAGGCUUUAUUUUUGAUGUCUUAUUUUUUAUUGAGAACAAAAAUUGAUUGUGAAUCUUCUUUAGUUAAAUCCCCCACAAAAAAUUUGCAUUGGAAAAUAAUUUUCAUUUUUAUAUUUCGUCACUAAUCGUAACUUCUCUCUGCUUUGCUGUUCACUGUUGCGCCUCUAUCCUAGCAUUUUUGUUUUUUGUGUGUAGAAUAACCAAAUUAUUAAAAAUACCAAACAAUUUGUCUCUCUGGUAGAAUGUCACAAACAGCUGGCUUACCAACUGUCAUCGAUAUCAGGUUAUACCUAAAUAGUCAAAGCGCGACGUAAACGUAACGUGCGAUUUUGAUUAUUUAGAUCUUGUUAGUAGUUUUGAAUUCUUUUAGAUUGCCAACAUUUUUCUUUGUUUCGAACCUUUUCUUUCUGGAUAUGGAAAUUUAAUCUUUUUUCAAAAAUCUCCACCUUUAGUAUUAUAAUUUAAUGUCAAUGCUAACCAACCUAAUUCUAAUCUAGAAAAAUUCACAAAAAUUUAUGUUCCGUUCUAUAUCGUUAAAUAUAGUAGCAAAAAAAACACUACAAUUCCAGCCGUACAACUACUAACUGUAAUAUUUGUAUUCAGAAAAAUAAUAAUAAAAAAACAAUUACAUAUAUAACGUAAUAUUGUUACUAUUAUAUCAAUUAUAUAGUAUUUAUGUAUAUUUAUCAGUACAAUAAACAAAUAAAUAAAAAACUGUUUAAAAAACUAA
Messenger RNA from Musca domestica (house fly), 3205 nucleotides. Its product is annotated as glucose dehydrogenase [FAD, quinone]. NCBI's taxonomy places the organism in Eukaryota, Metazoa, Arthropoda, Insecta, Diptera, Muscidae. The record is from RefSeq and is a predicted model, not a curated record. The transcript has 8 exons. Bases 518 to 2350 code for a protein of 610 amino acids. Gene Ontology annotation, molecular function: oxidoreductase activity, acting on CH-OH group of donors; flavin adenine dinucleotide binding.